GAAUGGGAAAAUCGCUUAAUUCAUGUUCAGGAGGUUAUUGAUGAAUGGCUGAAAGUGCAAGCACAGUGGCUUUAUUUGGAACCCAUUUUUUCUUCUGAGGACAUUAUGCAACAGAUGCCAGAAGAAGGGCGGCUCUUUCAGACUGUGGAUAGACAUUGGAGAGAUAUUAUGAAGCACUGUGUUAAAGACACAAAGGUUCUUGUUGCUACUUCCUUGGUGGGAUUAUUGGAGAAGCUUCAGAACUGUAAUGAGUUUCUUGACAAAAUCAUGAAAGGGCUUAAUGCUUAUCUUGAGAAAAAACGUCUCUUUUUUCCUCGCUUCUUUUUCUUGUCUAAUGAUGAAAUGCUAGAGAUCCUGUCAGAGACCAAGGAUCCUCUGAGAGUUCAGCCUCACUUGAAGAAGUGUUUUGAAGGCAUUGAUAAGCUACACUUCCUUCCCAAUUUGGAUAUUAAAGCGAUGUAUAGUUCUGAAGGCGAGUUUGUAGAACUGAUUUCAGCCAUUUCUACUUCUGAAGCUCGAGGGGCAGUGGAGAAGUGGUUACUUCAAGUAGAAGAUAUUAUGCUGAAGAGUAUACGUGAUGUUAUUGCUAGAUCAAGAGUGGCAUAUCUAGAGACAGAGAGAAAAAGAUGGGUUUUAGAGUGGCCUGGACAAGUAGUAUUGUGUGUGUCUCAGAUGUUCUGGACAAGUGAGGUACAUGAAGCUCUUUGCAGAGGACCAAAGGGUUUAAAGGAUUAUUAUAAUACACUUCAGCUUCAACUUAAUGAUACUGUAGAGCUGGUAAGAGGAAAACUAUCAAAGCAAACAAGGACUACGCUAGGUGCCUUAGUUACUAUCGAUGUUCAUGCUAGAGAUGUCCUCAUGGAAAUGUCUGAAAGUGGUGUGCAGAGUGAAACAGACUUUCAGUGGCUUGCGCAGCUACGAUAUUAUUGGGAAUCUGAGAAUGUUCGUGUCUGCGUAAUUAAUAACAACGUAAAAUAUGCCUACGAAUACCUUGGAAACUCACCACGCCUUGUCAUUACUCCUCUUACAGACAGGUGUUACCGCACCUUGAUUGGAGCCUUUUGUUUAAAUCUUGGUGGUUCCCCAGAGGGUCCAGCAGGGACAGGUAAAACAGAAACUGUCAAAGACUUGGCUAAAGCUCUUGCUGUUCAGUGUGUUGUCUUCAACUGCUCGGAUGGCCUUGAUUAUCUGGCAAUGGGAAAGUUUUUCAAGGGUUUGGCUUCAUCAGGUGCGUGGGCGUGUUUUGAUGAAUUCAAUCGCAUUGAGCUGGAAGUACUGUCUGUUGUGGCACAGCAGAUCCUUUGCAUCCAGAGAGCCAUACAGAUUAAGCUGGAAACGUUUAUUUUUGAAGGAACUGAACUGAAGCUUAACGCCAACUGUUUUGUAGCUAUUACUAUGAAUCCAGGUUAUGCAGGGCGUUCUGAACUUCCAGAUAAUCUGAAGGUUCUAUUUCGCCAAGUAGCCAUGAUGGUUCCUAACUAUGCCUUGAUAGCAGAAAUUUCACUCUAUUCAUACGGAUUUUCGAAUGCUAAGUCACUGUCAGUGAAGAUAGUAAUGACCUACAGGCUUUGUUCAGAACAGCUUUCCUCUCAGUAUCACUAUGACUAUGGUAUGCGAGCAGUUAAAGCUGUGUUGGUGGCUGCUGGGAAUCUAAAACUGAAAUAUCCCGCAGAAAAUGAAGAUACAUUGCUUCUUAGAGCAAUUAAGGAUGUAAAUGAGCCCAAAUUUUUGUCCCAUGAUAUACCUCUUUUCAUGGGUAUAACUAGCGAUUUAUUUCCUGGAAUCAAGCUUCCUGAUGCAGACUACAGUGAUUUUCUGCAAUGUGCCAGGGAAUGUUGCAUUCGACAUAAUGUCCAACCUGUAAAACCUUUUAUAGAGAAAAUAAUACAGACAUAUGAAAUGAUGAUUGUUCGACAUGGCUUUAUGCUGGUAGGGGAAUCUUUUUCUGGGAAGACCAAAAUUCUAUAUGUGCUGGCAGAUACACUGUCUCUUAUGAAAGAUCGUGGUUAUGGUGAAGAAGAAAAAGUAAUUGUUAGAACUGUGAAUCCAAAAUCAAUCACUUUGGGUCAGCUUUUUGGGCACUUUGAUGUGGUAUCCCAUGAGUGGACAGAUGGUAUAGUUGCCAAUACUUUCAGAGAAUUUGCAUUAUCUGAGACUCCUGAACGCAAAUGGGUUAUCUUUGAUGGCCCAAUUGAUACUCUGUGGAUAGAAAGCAUGAACACAGUUCUGGAUGACAACAGAAAGCUUUGUUUGAUGAGUGGGGAAAUCAUCCAAAUGUCCCGUCAGAUGAGUCUUAUCUUUGAAACGAUGGAUCUUUCCCAGGCAUCACCUGCUACAGUCAGUCGUUGUGGCAUGAUUUAUUUGGAACCUUCUCAACUGGGCUGGAGGCCACUUGUUACCUCUUGGUUGAGUAAACUGCCUGAACCUCUGAACUUAAAGGAACAUCAAGAUCUUCUGCAGGAACUUUUUGAUUGGUUAGUUCCACCAGCAUUAAGACUCCGUCAGAAGCAAUGCAAGGAACUGGUACCUACAAGCAAUACCAAUGUUGUAGUAGCUCUUACGUGUAUUUUUGAAAUGUUGAUUUGUCAAGCUGUGCAGGAAGAUCCUACCAACAAAAACAUCCGUGCGUGGAUUAUGGGUUGCUUUGCUUUUGCCACAAUCUGGUCCAUUGGUGGAACUUGCGAUGGUAACAGCAGGAUAAUUUUUGAUAGUUUCUUAAGGGAAACUUUGGCUGGGAAGAAUGAAGUAAAUCCUGUACCAACGAGUGUGAGGAAGUGGGAGUGUCCCUUUGAAGAGAGAGGCUUGGUCUAUGACUACGUGUAUGAGCUGAAAGGCAAAGGAUGUUGGACUCAUUGGAAUGUAUUUAUUAAAAAUAUUAAUUAUAGUGAUAAAAAUAUGAAGAUUCAAGAUAUUAUAGUCCCAACUUUGGAUACAGUCAGAUACACAUAUUUGAUAGAGCUAUUCAUUUCCCAUGGAAAACCACUGCUUUUAGUGGGACCAACAGGUACUGGGAAAUCUGUCUAUGUCAAGGACAAGUUAAUGAACAACUUGGAGAAGGAACGCUACUUUCCCUUCUUUCUUAAUUUCUCAGCUCGAACCAGUGCCAAUCAGACCCAGAACAUUAUUAUGGCCAGACUGGACAAGAGGCGCAAAGGAGUCUUUGGCCCUCCAGUGGGAAAAAAGUGUAUUAUUUUUGUAGAUGAUGUGAAUAUGCCUGCUUUGGAGAAGUAUGGUGCGCAGCCUCCCAUAGAACUCUUAAGACAGUUCUUGGACCAUGGAUUUUGGUAUGAUUUAAAGGAUACCUCUAAAAUUACACUUACUGAUAUACAGUUACUUGCUGCCAUGGGACCUCCAGGUGGUGGGAGGAAUCCUGUUACUCCUCGAUUUUUGCGACACUUCAACAUUUGCACUAUUAAUCCUUUUAGUGAUGAAACAAUGGUCCGCAUCUUCUCUACUAUAGUAGCUUUCUACCUACGGGCUAGUGAAUUUUCUACUGAGUUCCUCACAGUUGGAAAUCAAAUUGUCAAUGCCACUUUAGAGGUGUAUAAGGAAGCCAUCAAAAAUCUUUUGCCCACACCAGCCAAAUCUCAUUAUACAUUCAACCUGCGUGACUUUUCACGUGUUAUCCAUGGCUGCUUGCUCAUUAAGAGAAAAUCAGUUGAAAGCAAACAUGGAAUGAUUCGACUGUUUGUACAUGAGGUAUUUCGUGUCUUCUAUGACCGUCUAGUGGAAGACAAUGAUAGAGCCUGGUUGUUCACUUUAAUGAAAGAUAUUGUGAAAGAACAUUUCAAAGAAGCAUUUGAUUCAGUUUUUGCACACCUGAAGCAAGGAGAGACACCUGUAACAGAAGAGGACAUGAGAAAUUUGUUUUUUGGUGACUACAUGAUUACAGAACUUGAGGAAGAUGAAAAGCUUUAUGUUGAAAUUCCAAGCAUUCAGCAGUUUGGCGAUGUUGUGGAGCAGUGUCUGGAUGAAUAUAAUCAAACCCACAAAACAAGAAUGAAUCUUGUAGUUUUCAGGUAUAUGUUGGAACAUUUGUCUCAUAUAAGCCGUAUUCUGAAGCAGCCAGGGGGUAAUGCUUUGUUGGUUGGAACGGGAGGAAGUGGACGUCAGUCUUUGACUCGUCUAGCAGCAUUCAUGGCAAAAAUGUGUGUCUUUCAACCGGAGAUUUCAAAGACCUACAGUACAAAUGAGUGGAGAGAAGAUCUGAAAAGUCUUCUGAAGAACGCAGGUGUAAAAGGCUUGAAAACUGUGUUUAUAAUCACAGAUGCACAAAUUAAAGAAGAAAGCUUUUUAGAAGAUGUUGACAGUAUCCUCAACACUGGGGAGGUACCCAAUAUUUUUGCAGCAGAUGAAAGACAAGAAAUUAUAGAGGGUGUUCAUGCAACAGCUCAGGCUGUCAAUAAACAUGAAGAACUCAGUCCCUUGGCCUUGUUUGCAUUUUUUGUGAACGUCUGCAAAGAAAAUCUCCAUAUUGUGGUAGCGUUCAGCCCAGUUGGAGAUGCUUUCCGCAAUCGUCUGAGACAAUUUCCCUCACUUAUCAACUGCUGUACUAUUGAUUGGUUCCAGCCGUGGCCUGAAGAUGCCCUUGAAAGUGUGGCUGACAAGUUCUUAGAAACACUUCAGCUCAGAGACAGUGAGCGUCAGGAAGUUGUGCCCAUCUGUAAAUACUUUCAUACUUCCGUUUUGUCACUCUCUGAAAGGUUCUUGCAAAGUCUGGGACGCCAUAAUUAUGUCACUCCUACUUCUUAUCUUGAGUUUAUUGCUGCCUUCCGGAAACUUCUUACACAGAAACGAGACGCUGUAAUGAAAGCCAAGAAGAAAUACAUAAAUGGACUAGACAAACUAGCUUUUGCUGAGUCACAGGUUGGUGAGAUGAAACAAGAACUAGUUCAGCUGCAGCCCAAACUGGAAGAGGCUAAAUUGGAUAAUGAAAAAAUGAUGAAGACUAUAGAAAUAGAAUCUGCACAAGUAGAACAAAAAAGGAAAACUGUAAAAGCAGAUGAAGAAAUUGCUACAGAAAAGGCUGAAGAAGCUCAGAAAUUGAAAAAUGAAUGUGAAAGUGACCUGGCAGAGGCAAUCCCAGCCAUGGAAGCUGCACUUGAGGCUCUUGAUACUUUGAAGCCUUCUGAUAUAUCAAUUGUCAAAUCAAUGAAAAAUCCUCCCUCUGGUAUCAAACUUGUUAUGGCUGCUGUCUGUGUCAUGAAAGACAUAAAACCUGAAAAAAUUCCAGAUCCGUUAAGGCCUGGACACAAGAUUUUGGAUUACUGGGGUCCAAGCAAGAAACUGCUCGGUGACAUAAAUUUCUUGAAGGAUUUGAAAGAAUAUGACAAGGACAAUAUUCCAGCAGCUAUCAUGCAGAAGAUUCGGGAUGAAUAUUUGACUAAUCCCGAGUUUGAUCCACAAAAGGUGGCUAGAGCUUCCUCCGCAGCAGAGGGUUUAUGUAAAUGGAUUGCGGCAAUGGAGGUGUACGACAGGGUUGUAAAGGUGGUUGCACCCAAGAAAGAUCGUUUAAGAGAGGCAGAGCAGUCCUUAGAAGAGAUGCUGACAGUCUUGAAUCAGAAGAGAGAAGAACUUGCGGCUGUGGAAAAUGAUCUGGCUGCUUUGGAACAAACUUUCACUGAGAAAAUUGAAGAAAAGACUCAUUUAGAAUUACAGGUUGAUCUGUGUGCUAAAAAAUUAGAACGAGCAAAGCAGUUGAUUGGAGGCCUUGGUGGAGAGAAAUCAAGGUGGAGUGAUGCUGCAAAUGAUCUUCAAGACACGUAUGAUAAUUUGACAGGAGACAUUCUGAUAUCAGCUGGUGUGAUAGCAUAUCUGGGAGCUUUUACUGCUGGAUUUCGGCAAGAGUGCACUGAAGAUUGGAGCAGGCUGUGCAAGGAGAAAAAUAUCCCUUGUUCUGACAAUUUCUCUUUGAGUGCCACUCUUGGUGAUCGAAUAAAAAUAAGAGCCUGGAAUAUUGCUGGUUUGCCAACUGAUACGUUUUCUGUAGACAACGGGGUUAUUGUUGACAAUUCAAGGCGUUGGCCAUUAAUGAUUGAUCCUCAAGGUCAAGCAAAUAAAUGGAUCAAGAGUCUUGAGAAGGAUAACUGCCUGAAUGUUAUCAAGCUCAGUGACACAAAUUAUAUGAGAACGAUAGAGAACUGUGUUCAGUUUGGAACUCCACUUCUGCUAGAAAAUGUUGGAGAAGAACUAGACCCAUCACUUGAACCUCUGCUGCUUAAACAGACUUUUAAACAAGGAGGCAUCGAGUGUAUCAAGCUUGGUGAGACCAUUCUUGAGUAUUCCAGUGAUUUCAAGUUUUUUAUUACCACAAACCUGAGAAACCCACACUAUAUGCCUGAACUCGCUAUGAAAGUUUCUUUACUCAAUUUUAUGAUAACACCACAGGGACUUGAAGACCAGUUGCUAGGUAUUGUCGUAGCAAAAGAGAGACCAGAAUUAGAAGAGAAAAGAAAUGCUGUCAUCCUUCAGUCUGCAGCCAACAAAAAGCAGCUAAAAGAAAUUGAGAAGAACAUUUUAGAAACCUUACAUUCAUCUGAAGGGAAUAUUCUGGAAGAUGGGACUGCUAUCAGUGUCUUAGAUUCUGCUAAAAUUAUGGCUUUGGAGAUCACAAAAAAACAGCAGAUUGCAGAGAAAACGGAACUUAAAAUAGCCAAAUCUCGAGAAGACUAUCGACCUAUUGCAAAGCAUUCAUCGGUGGUCUUCUUUAGUAUUGCAGACUUGGCAAACAUUGAUCUCAUGUACCAGUUCUCCUUUAGUUGGUUUGUUAACCUCUUCAUCAACUCUAUUGAUAAUAGUAACAAAUCAAAAAUUUUGAAGAAGCGACUUCAGUAUCUAAAUGACCACUUCACGUACAAUCUGUAUUGCAAUGUGUGUCGUUCACUGUUUGAAAAGGACAAGCUGCUCUUCUCAUUUUUGCUGUGUUGUAAUCUUCUCAGGGCUAAAAAUGAAAUAGAAGAUCAAGAGUUUAUGUUCUUACUAACAGGGGGUGUGGGUCUCAAGAAUAAGUACAAGAAUCCAGACCCAUCUUGGCUACCAGAUAAGAGCUGGGAUGAAUUCUGUCGUGCAAGUGAAAUCCCAGCUUUGAAAGAACUGAGGAUGCACAUCACUGAAAAUAUAGGUGAAUGGCAAAAAAUUUAUGAUAGCAAAGAGCCACAAAGCUGUCCAUUACCGGGACAAUUGAAUAAUACAUUAAAUGAAUUACAAAAGAUUAUAAUACUCCGAUGCUUAAGACCAGACAAGAUUGGUCCAGCUGUAACAAAAUUUGUAACUGAUAAACUAGGGAAGAAAUUUGUAGAACCACCACCUUUUGAUCUAAGAAAAAGUUAUUUAGAUUCAAAUUCUACAAUCCCUUUAAUAUUUGUGCUAUCUCCAGGAGCAGAUCCCAUGUCUAGCCUCCUGAAAUUGGCAAAUGACAAAGAGAUGGCUGGAGAUAAGUUUCAGUCCAUCUCAUUAGGACAAGGACAAGGACCUAUAGCUACAAAAAUGAUUCAAAAAGGAAUGGAAGAAGGCGCUUGGGUUUGUUUGCAGAAUUGUCAUUUAGCUGACUCCUGGAUGCCAAUGCUAGAGAAAAUAUGUGAAGAGUUUAACAACGAAAACUGUCACCCAGACUUCAGACUUUGGCUUACUAGUUAUCCUUCACCAAAGUUUCCAGUAACCAUUCUGCAGAAUGGAGUGAAGAUGACAUAUGAACCCCCUACUGGUCUCAGGUUAAACCUACUUCAGUCAUUUCUUUCUGAUCCUAUUUCUGAUCCUGCAUUCUUCUUGGGAUGCCCUGAAAAGGAGCUGAUAUGGGAGAAACUACUCUUUGGAGUUUGUUUUUUCCAUGCUCUGGUUCAGGAAAGAAGAAAAUUUGGGCCUCUUGGUUGGAAUAUACCCUAUGGAUUUGAUGAAUCAGAUUUGCGAAUCAGUAUCAGACAGCUUCAGUUAUUCAUAAAUGAAUAUAGCCGUGUUCCUUUUGAAGCUGUAACUUACCUAACUGGGGAGUGCAACUAUGGAGGUCGAGUGACAGAUGACUGGGACAGACGUUUACUGCUGACUAUACUGGAUGACUUCUAUAAUCCAGAUAUAAUUGAAAAUCCUCAUUACGCUUUUUCUCCCAGCGGCAACUAUUAUGCUCCACCGAAAGGCACAUAUGAGGACUACAUCGCGUUUAUUAAGAGUCUUCCCUUUAGUCAGUACCCAGAGGUAUUUGGUUUGCACGAAAAUGCGGAUAUUUCAAAAGAUCUUCAGCAAACUAAGAUCCUCUUCGAAUCUCUGCUUUUAACGCAAGGAGGAGGCACUCAGGGAACUUCUGGAGGUGGUGGUAGCACUCCUUAUGAAAUUGCAGAUGAUAUUCUCAGCAAGCUUCCAAAUGAUUUUGACAUUGAAGGUUGCCUAAGUAGAUAUCCUGUGAGUUAUGAAGAAAGUAUGAACACUGUGUUAGUGCAAGAAAUGGAAAGAUACAACAAUUUAAUCCGAACUAUUCGUAUUACACUAAUUAACCUGAAGAAAGCCAUUAAAGGACUGGUUGUUAUGGAUGCUGAACUGGAGGCUCUGUGUGGCAGCCUACUUAUUGGAAAGGUUCCUGAGAACUGGGCGAAACGCUCAUACCCAAGUCUGAAACCAUUAGGGAGCUAUAUUCAAGAUUUUCUAGAAAGGCUGAAAUUUUUACAGGACUGGUAUGAACUGGGGAAGCCCACAGUUUUUUGGCUGUCAGGAUUCUAUUUUACUCAAGCUUUUUUAACUGGAGCUAUGCAAAACUAUGCUAGGAAACACAGGAUCCCUAUUGACCUUCUGGGAUAUGAAUUUCAGGUUAUUCCUCAGGAUACUGCUGAUACUGCACCAGAAGAUGGUGUUUAUAUCCAUGGAUUAUUUUUAGAGGGAGCUCGCUGGGACAGGAUCAAGGGAAUGUUAGCUGAGCAGUAUCCUAAAUUGCUCUUUGAUGUGAUGCCAAUUAUUUGGAUAAAGCCAACUGCAAAAUCAGACAUAAAGAUAUCGAAUGCAUAUGUUUGCCCACUUUACAAGACAGGCGAGCGUAAAGGAGUCUUGUCUACUACUGGACAUUCUACUAACUUCGUCACUGCAUUGACACUGAACACGGAUAAACCAGUUCAACACUGGAUCAAGCGAGGUGUUGCGUUGCUCUGUCAGCUGGAUGACUGA
This is a messenger RNA of Apaloderma vittatum (bar-tailed trogon), 9144 nucleotides long. RefSeq names its product dynein, axonemal, heavy chain 12 (gene DNAH12). Gene Ontology annotation, biological process: microtubule-based movement. Gene Ontology annotation, cellular component: dynein complex. Gene Ontology annotation, molecular function: dynein light intermediate chain binding; minus-end-directed microtubule motor activity; ATP binding. The record is from RefSeq and is a predicted model, not a curated record. The transcript has 55 exons. Lineage: Eukaryota; Metazoa; Chordata; Aves; Trogoniformes; Trogonidae. The annotation marks the transcript as partial.